This is a messenger RNA of Babjeviella inositovora NRRL Y-12698, 2176 nucleotides long. It is a transcript of the gene CDC14, whose product is annotated as phosphoprotein phosphatase. The coding region runs from base 318 to 2051 and encodes 577 amino acids. The record is from RefSeq and is a predicted model, not a curated record. Gene Ontology annotation, cellular component: mitotic spindle pole body; mitotic spindle; spindle pole. NCBI's taxonomy places the organism in Eukaryota, Fungi, Ascomycota, Pichiomycetes, Serinales. Gene Ontology annotation, molecular function: protein tyrosine/serine/threonine phosphatase activity; protein serine/threonine phosphatase activity. The transcript has a single exon. Gene Ontology annotation, biological process: positive regulation of cytokinesis; microtubule cytoskeleton organization; regulation of exit from mitosis.
CUCGUGUGCACUUCCUCUUGUUUCGUCACAUUCAGUUUUGUACCCUUUAUUCUUACAAGAGUAGCUGAUCCAAGCCGUUGCUACCACCCAAGGUUCGAUCACUGCCCUUCAGCUAUCACUGCAUUACCAUCUUAGCCCUCUAGGUUCAAGCAUCUUACAGCCCUAGGACCACUUCAUCCAUCUUAGCAAUCCCAGGAUCAGCCGGUUUAGUCCCAGAAUCCUCCAUCUUGCAACCCAGUGCAUUCGCCUAAUCAUAGGCUUUAUCCCCGUCGUUUAUCCCUUCAGUUAACGCUCUAUUCUCCUUCCAUAUCUCUUUGAUGCCCCGUAGACCUAACAUCGACGCGAUUGAGUUUCUCAAAGGCCGUGUGUACCUCGGUGCGUACGAGCAUACGCCCCAAAACACGCACGAGGCGGUGUACUUCACGGUCGAGAAAACCCUCCCGUACAACCCAUUUCACUUGGACUUCGGUCCGCUCCAUAUCGGUCAGCUCUACCGCUUCGCAGUACAACUCCACCACAUCCUCAACGACGACGCAAACCAGGGCAAGGCGGUUGUGCUUUACUCUAGCACGGAUGCGCGUGCGCGUGCGAACGCCGCCUGCCUCCUCGCGGGCUACAUGGUACUCGUACAGUCAUGGGCACCGCACCAGGUGUUACAGCCGCUUGCGCAGUGCGACGCUCCAUUCAUGCCGUUCCGCGAUGCGGGGUACUCGCAUGCGGACUUUGAAAUGACCAUCCAGGACGUGGUGUACGGCUUGUGGCGCGCAAAGGAGCGCAACAUGCUCGACCUCACCAGCUUCAACUUGGAGGAAUACGAGCGCUAUGAACGGGUCGACCAGGGCGACUUCAAUUGUGUAUCCAAGGACUUUAUUGCGUUUGCCUCGCCGCAGCAAAGCCGCCCUGGUGCUGCCUUGAACGAACCUUUCCGUAACGUCUUGGAGUACUUCACCUCCAACGAUGUCCAGCUAGUGGUGAGACUCAACUCCCAUCUUUACGAUGCAGUGGAGUUCACAAAGCGCGGUAUCCAGCACAUCGACAUGAUCUUCGACGACGGAACGUGUCCGACCAUGGAAUACGUCCACCAGUUCGUAGGGGCCGCUGAAACCGUCAUUCACAACGGGGGCAAGAUUGCAGUGCAUUGCAAGGCGGGCUUGGGCCGCACGGGCUGUCUCAUCGGCGCCCACUUGAUCUAUACCCAUGGUUUUACGGCCAAUGAGUGCAUCGCGUACAUGCGGAUGGUCCGCCCCGGGAUGGUUGUCGGUCCACAGCAGCAUUGGUUGUACUUGCAUCAAAACGAGUUCCGCAACUGGCGUCACACGAUGUGUCUCGAUAAUGUGGGGGAUCCGUUUAUUGGCGGCUUGUUUCCGUUGGUGUCGUACGAGGACUUCAAGAAGCGCAUGCGCGCACUCCGCAAGCAGAAAGAUGCGGCGGAGCAGCAAGCAAGAGAAGCACACGAACUGAUGAUGAACGAUGAAAACUAUAUGGAAAACACGGCUGAGAUUACCUUUACCCCUGUUCGCCGGCGGGUUCUGGGUGCCCAGAUGCAGUUCACCCAGAAGGCCGUGCCCAGUCAGUCACCGAUUCAGCCAAGAAAGAACUCACCGACCAGGGUGUCACACUCCGACAGCCAGUACGCGAUGAACAACUCAGAUCAUGAGGAUUACGAUGUGAACGAGAUUCUUGCGUCCCCUCAGAAGCGUAUCGGGUCCAAUGCCAGCUACGUGGAAGAAGGUACGCCACAGCGUGCAGCGUCUGAGUUUACCAGCACGCCACGGCGCUCAGCGAACUUAACUGGCUCCCCGCCGCAUGGCAAGGUGUUGCGCUCCAUCACCAACCCCCAUGAGGGGAUUUCCUUGACUCGUACCAAAACAACUACGACCACUACGACGUUUGUGGCGUCGCCACCGGGAUCAGAGAGUUACAAGGAUGCUUUACCAAAGCGUACUGCCAGCACCGCUGCGUCGCGUAUGAAAAACAGGCUUGUGAGUAAUCAGGUGAGCGACAGAGUGCCGAGCGGAGGGAUCCGUAAGGUCAGUCAAGGCAGGAGGUAGCACUAAAAUCAUAGGCGCCGAGACAUUGGAAUGUUUUGGCUUAAAAAAAACAGGGCUCUGAGUCACUCCAAAAGAUACUUUGAAUAUGCCAGAUGCAUUAAGAGAUAAAUUGAGAACUUAGGUGG